Molecule: messenger RNA, 702 nt
Organism: Mangifera indica (mango)
Lineage: Eukaryota; Viridiplantae; Streptophyta; Magnoliopsida; Sapindales; Anacardiaceae
Product: organic cation/carnitine transporter 7-like
Exons: 2
Coding region: 382-687 (101 amino acids)
Biological process (GO): transmembrane transport
Cellular component (GO): membrane
Molecular function (GO): transmembrane transporter activity
Source: RefSeq, a predicted model, not a curated record
CAGGAUUUUGUUUUGGAAAUAGCAGAAAAAGCAUUAGUUAUGAUUAGAAUUCGAAUUUAAAUUAUGACAAGCUUUCAGGUGAGGAUAUAUAAAAGCUGAUCUUUAUCAAGUGGUACCUUUCCAAUCACCUUGAUUCAGUGGACUCCUUUUAUGGUUUGAGCAGCUCAAGAUGAACAAGAUUCAGUAAUGUUAGUACUAUUUCAUUUGACAUGAGAUUCUCUUGCAGAGGUUCCUGGACUUCUUUUAUCGGCAAUUCUAGUUGAUAAAGCUGGUCGCAAGCCUUCUAUUUCAAUUAUAUUCACCCUAGCAUUCAUUAUUAUUUUGCCACUGAUUAUUAAUCAGUCCAAUAUUUUAAGAACAAGCUUAUUAUUCGUAGCUCGCAUGUGUGCUAUGGGAACCUUCACAAUCUCUUUAAUAUAUGCCUCAGAGUUAUAUCCAACUUCAAUGAGGUCAACUGGCACUGGAUCUGCAAACGCCAUGGGAAGAAUCGGAAGUAUGGUUUGCCCUUUUGUUGCAGUUGCGCUGGUGGAGGGCUGCCAUACCAAAGCUGCUAUCAUAGUGGUAGAGGGUGUAAUAGCGAUAUCAGUAAUAUGUGUUCUUUUGAUCUCAUUUGAAACAAGAGGAAAGGAAUUGAGUGACAUCGUAGAUGUUGUACCAAAUUCAAGACAAGUGAUUGUUGGUCAAUGAUAAGAUCGUAUGUAU